Molecule: messenger RNA, 393 nt
Organism: Trichomonas vaginalis G3
Lineage: Eukaryota; Parabasalia; Trichomonadida; Trichomonadidae
Product: organellar and viral DNA polymerase type B
Exons: 1
Coding region: 1-393 (130 amino acids)
Source: RefSeq, a predicted model, not a curated record
AUGUUUGAGAUGAAGAGAGCAAUUGACGCCUUAGUUGUUUUAGCAGGUAAGGUUUCAGAAUAUAACGCAAAAAUGAACCCGCAAUGUUCUAAAUGUAAAGCAGCAAUUAGGAAAUAUAACUACUCCGUCAAAGAGAUAGAACGUAUGAGAAACGACUAUGCAGACUUAAAGAAAGAAGCAGAAAAGCCAGCAGAAGAUAAAAUGGACAUGUUAGAAUUUCUGAACAAAAACUAUCCAACAGCAGAAGAUUUCCUUCUAUCUGACGUCAAGAAGAAGUAUAAAGAAACUUUCGGUAUCGUUAAAACAUUCGAUGUACUAAAAGAAGAAAUAGAAGCUACGAAACUGUUUAGAGUCUCACGAAUUCAUAACGUUUACCAUGUGAAACGUUUAUAA